CUUGGAUGUGUAGCGGAAGCAAAGAUCGUAGUGCUUAUUGCCCAUCGUCAAACAACAACGAACACUAAACUGCGAACGGUGGAAAGGAACCGAGAUGGAGCGCGGACUACACGAUCGCGAUCGGGUAGGCCUGCAGGAUCAGGUGCUACUGGAGGACUAUCAAAGUGAGGAUGCGUUCAUCGACAACCUGCGGAAACGGUUUCAGGAGAACCUUAUCUAUACCUAUAUUGGCCAUGUCCUGAUAUCGGUAAACCCGUACAAGGAGCUAUCGAUCUACACCGAGAGUGACGUCAAAGAGUACCGGAAGCGACACUUUUUCGAGGCCCCGCCACAUGUGUUUGCGCUGAGCGACAACGCGUACCGCUCGCUGACGGAAGAGAACCGAGGCCAGUGUAUUUUAAUCUCGGGCGAAAGUGGCUCAGGAAAGACGGAAGCAUCGAAAAAGGUGCUACAGUUCAUAGCGGCCGCCACCGGGCACACGCACAAUGUCGAGGGUGUCAAGGAUAAGCUGCUGCAGAGCAAUCCCGUGCUGGAAGCGUUCGGCAAUGCGAAAACGAACCGUAACGAUAACUCGUCCCGGUUUGGCAAGUACAUGGAUGUGCAGUUCGAUUUUGCCGGUGUACCCGAGGGUGGUAACAUCUUGAACUAUCUGUUGGAGAAAUCGCGCGUAAUACAUCAGAGUGGGGGUGAAAGGAAUUUUCACAUCUUCUAUCAACUGCUGGCCGGAGCGGACGAUAAUCUGUUGCGAGAGUUGCAUCUGAAGCGAAAUCUGGAUACGUUCUACUAUCUAAGCGAUGGGGCUAAUGGUAAUGUGCCGAAUAUACGCGAUGCGGACAACUUCCGCAUCGUACAGAAAGCGAUGACAGUGAUCGAGAUUGUGGAUCAGGAACAGCGACAGAUUCUUGACAUUGUGGCGGCCAUACUGCAUAUGGGGAACGUUGGUUUCACGGAGGAGGAAGGCAAGGCCAAGAUCCUCAAGCCAGAAUCAGUGACGGCGAUUGCAAAGCUGCUGGGAUGCAACGAGGAGCAGCUAACGAACGCAUUCACGCACCGUACGAUCGAGGCUCGUGGAGAAAUAGUGACGAGUCCGCUGAACCGAGAUCUCGCAAUUUAUGCCCGUGACGCACUCGCAAAGGCGGUGUACGAUCGUCUCUUCACCUGGCUGGUGUCACGCAUCAACACCUCACUGCAUGCGGCCGAUCUGCCCAAGAAGAAUAGUGUGAUGGGCAUACUGGACAUCUACGGGUUCGAGAUAUUCAAGAAGAACAGCUUCGAGCAGUUCUGCAUCAACUUCUGCAACGAGAAGCUCCAGCAGCUGUUCAUUGAGCUUACGCUGAAGCAAGAGCAGGAGGAAUACUUGCGCGAAGGCAUCGAGUGGGUGCCGGUAGAGUACUUCGACAACAAGGUCAUUUGCAACCUGAUCGAAGAGAAGCACAAGGGUAUUAUUGCACUAAUGGACGAGGAGUGUCUGCGGCCGGGCGAUCCAACCGAUCUGAGCUUCCUCACGAAGAUGAACGACAACUUAGGAUCGCAUCCGCACUACAUCUGUCACAGCCGGGCAUCGACGACCGUGCAGAAAACGAUGGGUCGCGACGAGUUCCGGCUGGUGCAUUAUGCCGGUGACGUGACCUACAGUGUGCACGGUUUUCUGGACAAGAACAAUGAUUUGCUGUUCCGCGAUUUGAAGGAAGCGAUGGCCGAGUGCAGCAACGGAAUUAUUAAGAGCUGUUUCCCCGCGUCGGACAUUGGAAGCAAGCGGCGCCCGGAGACGGCCGUGACGCAGUUUAAAAAUUCGCUCAACAAUUUGAUGGACAUUCUGAUGUGCAAGGAACCCUCGUACAUACGGUGCAUUAAGCCGAACGAUCUGCAAACGCACGGACAGUUCGAUGUGGAGCUGGUGCGGCAUCAGGUCAAAUAUCUUGGUUUGAUGGAGAAUCUGCGUGUGAGGCGAGCUGGGUUUGCUUAUCGCCGUACGUACGAACUGUUCCUACAGCGGUACAAGUGCCUUAGCCGGGAAACGUGGCCACAUUACCAUGGACAAGCGAAGGAUGGUGUGCAGAUACUGGCGAAUGAGCUGGGAUACGAGAAGGAUGACUAUCGGAUGGGCAAGACGAAGAUUUUCAUUCGCUUCCCGAAAACGCUCUUCGACACGGAGGAUGCGUUCCAGGCAAAGAAACACUACCUAGCGUCGAUCAUACAGGCCCGCUGGAAGGGUCGCCGGCAGCGGCGUGCGUAUCUUGCCAUUCGCGCCAAGAUCAUCGUGGGCCAGACGUACAUUCGGCGCUAUCUAGCUAUUCAGGAGCUGAAAAGACGUCGAGAUGCGGCCUCUAAGAUACGCUUCUUCAUCAAGGGCUUCAUCACGCGGCACGAUGAACCGAACGAGUGUAAUCGAUCGUUCAUCCAACUCACCAAGCGCCACUGGUUGACGAAGCUAGCGAAAAGCCUGCCGACAUCGUUCAUGAGCCAUACCUGGAUAGCGGCACCGAAGCACUGCCAGGAGGCGUCGACGCUGUUGCGCAAGAUGCACAAACUACAUCUGGCCCGCUGCUACCGGGUGGGGCUGAAUGCGGAAAAGAAGCGUCAGCUCGAUCUGAAGGUCCUCUCGGAAUCGGUGUUCAAGAACCACAAGCGCAACUACCCGGAAAGCGUUGGACCGUGGUUUGUGGAUGAUCGCAUCGCGAAACAGCACGCUACACAAAUCUCCAACUUUACCGUCACGCAAAUGAAUGGCGAAAAAUUGCAUUACUCCACCCCGGUCGUUAAGUACGAUCGUCGAGGCUACAAACCUCGCGAACGUUUCUUCCUCCUAUCGAACAAGGCAGUGUAUCUGCUCGAUGGGAAAACGUACAAGCAGAAGCACCGGCUACCGCUGGACAAGAUCGAUUUCUGCAUCACGAACGAGCGGGAUGGUAUUAUGCUGAUCCGGAUUCCGCUCGAGCUGAAGAAGGACAAGGGCGAUCUUAUACUGGACAUUCCGGACAUCAUCGAGUGUUGCAUCUGGAUACUGGACGUUACCAAGAACCGUAGCAUCGUCAACAUCGUCGAUACGGGAUCACUGUCCCACAACCUAGUCAGAGGCAAGACUGGCGUCAUCGAAAUACAGACGGGUCCGCAGCCCAGCAUCACACGGGCAAAGAGUGGUAAUUUGUUGGUUAUUGCUGGCCAAUAAUCAGAUGCGUGCAUGAUUCCUGGGAGCAACGGGACACAG
Messenger RNA from Anopheles maculipalpis, 3208 nucleotides. It is a transcript of the gene Myo61F, whose product is annotated as unconventional myosin IC. The coding region runs from base 95 to 3169 and encodes 1024 amino acids. The record is from RefSeq and is a predicted model, not a curated record. Gene Ontology annotation, biological process: vesicle transport along actin filament; actin filament organization. Gene Ontology annotation, cellular component: plasma membrane; actin cytoskeleton; microvillus. Gene Ontology annotation, molecular function: microfilament motor activity; ATP binding; actin filament binding. NCBI's taxonomy places the organism in Eukaryota, Metazoa, Arthropoda, Insecta, Diptera, Culicidae. The transcript is spliced from 9 exons.